AUGAGAGCUAGUCUGGUUAGACGGGUCUUGUCGCAAAAUGCGGCUAUAGCAAAGUCAAAUGUAAGUAUAGACUUGAAACAUUGUUAAGACUAAUGUUGCUUUACUGACCAACUAAUACGAACUCUAUCUUGUAAUAAAUAAUUGAGUGUUGACUAUUUUUGUCUUUAAAUUAUACCUAUUUUGGAUUUUAAGGGUAUAUUUGGGAACGAUAAACUGAAAUGUCCGGCAGAUUUUGACAGAGUAACUGACACUGUAAUCGAACAGUCUGAACAUCUUGUAAACGAAAUUCUACAACCAUAUCAGAAGCGGAAGACAAGAAAAACGUCGGUAAAGCUGCUUGAUGACUUGUCUAACACAAUAUGUACGACUGCUGAUUUGGUGAGUGUGGAAGAUUACCUUAUCUUUAAGUACUAUGUUCUACGAGACUACAUAGAAGAUAGUACCUAAAAUAUGAUACUGAUUAGAUAAGUAAACCAUAGUUAUUUUAGGCUGAAUGUGUACGUAAUAUGCAUCCAGACAAUGCGUAUCGUGCUGUUGGCAACAAUUCCAUCUACCGUCUCACUAAUCUUCUUGAAACGUAUGUAUUAUUAUGAGAAAAGUAUUUUUGUAGGUUAAACUCAAUGCCAGCUUUAUAUCAUUCAGUAGACAGAUCAGUGGAAUCAGAAGCCUCGAUGCUGGAUGAUGUUGAUAAAAGAACAUUAAGACUGUUUUUAGAUGACUUUGAACAAUGUGGAGUUCAUUUGAAGGACAGUCAGGUUGGUUUUUUAUUAGAUAUUACUUUAGUUUGA
Molecule: messenger RNA, 788 nt
Organism: Bursaphelenchus okinawaensis
Lineage: Eukaryota; Metazoa; Nematoda; Chromadorea; Rhabditida; Aphelenchoididae
Source: the annotation of a GenBank genome assembly